Messenger RNA from Heterotrigona itama, 804 nucleotides. Lineage: Eukaryota; Metazoa; Arthropoda; Insecta; Hymenoptera; Apidae. The record is from the annotation of a GenBank genome assembly.
AUGAGCCACAUUGUAGUUAUACGAAGUUAUAAGCCGGGUGAUGAAAUUAAUUGUAAAGAGUUAGUGAAAGCAGGCAUAAUGUCUUCUUUAAGUUCAACGUUUUUUGGCAUUGUAUUUAAAGAAUUGACUUUUCAAUUAAUGAUAUUGUUUGCCGCUAUAAUGUUUAUUUUUUUUGGAUUGCCUUUAACUGUUUGUGUUUUAGUUAUUCCUCUUGUCAUUUUUUUGGUAUAUAUUGGAACUUACAUAGCUUUCACUGCGAAAACUAUGGAAGUAAGUGAAGAAGUUUCUAACAUACCAAGGAUUUACAUGUCUAAUGCCUUUUCAUGCUUUUGGGUUGCUGAAGCAUUUGAACCUUAUCUGAUGACACAUGAUCCAAAGAAUGUACAAUACAACCUAAUGACAGAACAACAAUUCCGUAAUUCAAACAUCGAUAUUUCAUCUCAGGUUAAGAAAAUUGUAGGAACUGUUGCCUUAUGUAAAAGCCAUAGAUUAGAUAAAGGCGCAUGGAUCAAAAGGCUAUAUGUACAUGAGCAAUAUAGAAGAAAAGGAAUAGCUUCCUAUCUUGUCAAUGUUUCUGUGCAAUUUGCUAUUGAUGAAGGUUACAGUUGUGCUAAUCUUGUUGCCUCAGAAUAUACAGAAGCUGGGAGAGAAUUGUGUCUUAAGAAAGGUUUUGAAUUGCAACAAAUGUAUCAUAAACCUAUUUUGGGUUCGCUUAUAACUGUGUUGAUGUAUGAAUUGACAUAUCAGAUUAAGCCUGGUGAAGAUGAUUAUGUGCCUCCAGUUUACAGCAGAUCAAUGCUUAAU